Messenger RNA from Phytophthora nicotianae INRA-310, 903 nucleotides. RefSeq lists its product as hypothetical. The transcript has 3 exons. Gene Ontology annotation, molecular function: phosphopantothenoylcysteine decarboxylase activity; FMN binding. Bases 90 to 557 code for a protein of 155 amino acids. NCBI's taxonomy places the organism in Eukaryota, Oomycota, Peronosporomycetes, Peronosporales, Peronosporaceae. The record is from RefSeq and is a predicted model, not a curated record. Gene Ontology annotation, cellular component: phosphopantothenoylcysteine decarboxylase complex. Gene Ontology annotation, biological process: coenzyme A biosynthetic process.
GCCCAGUAUUGCUGGCAGAUGACCAUCACUCUCAGUAAAGAGGCAACCCCGAUUUAGUAAUAUAAUAAGUUUAUUCUGAUACGGAGGAUAUGCGGCCUUGUGUGCUGCUGUGCGCGAGCGGCAGCGUGGCGACAGUCAAGGUGCCGGAGAUCGCUGUGCGGCUAUCGGAGACGGCAGAGGUGUGUGUGGUGCUCACCAAGUCGGCGGAUUUCUUUCUUCAACGUGCCAAGGACUACAACGAAGCGGCCUGGGAGGAGUUCCAUGCAGCAACGCAAUUGUCUGGUGGUGGUAAAGGCAGAAUUGUUGUCGUUCGAGACGAAGACGAAUGGGAGGGAUGGAACGUCGUAGGGGACAGCGUGCGCCACAUUGAGGUGCGUCGGGAGCGAAGUGGCGGUGAUAAUUACACUAACGCGCGAACCCCUAUCGCUCUGUGUGCGCGUUUAACUUUGCUGCAGCUGAAGGACUGGGCAGAUGUGAUGCUACUGGCACCAAUGUCGGCGAACACGCUAGCGAAGCUCGCGAAUGGCUUGGCUGACAACCUCCUCGUACGUUCUUGAGCUCGUUAUUGGGUGCAUUUUUGACGUGAUGUUUGUGGUAUUACAUGGACAGACCUGCGUCGCUCGGGCGUGGAUCAUGACCAAGCCUUUCAUCUACGCUCCUGCCAUGAACACGGACAUGUGGAACCACCCGAUCACUGCACAACAGAUUCGAGUGCUGGACGAGUUUGGGUACAAGAUGGUUCCUCCAAUCGAGAAGAAAUUGGCCUGCGGAGUUGUUGGCAACGGAGGCCUUGCAACAGUCGACAGCAUCGUCGCCUUCACACUCGACCAGCUGCAUCAAGUAUCUCGCGUCGAAUAGAUCAAAAGGGAAACAGCAUCAAAAUACAGGUAUAUGCACUCUACA